This is a messenger RNA of Trichoplusia ni (cabbage looper), 3182 nucleotides long. RefSeq lists its product as uncharacterized. The transcript is spliced from 6 exons. The record is from RefSeq and is a predicted model, not a curated record. NCBI's taxonomy places the organism in Eukaryota, Metazoa, Arthropoda, Insecta, Lepidoptera, Noctuidae. Bases 1389 to 3116 code for a protein of 575 amino acids.
UUUUGUGCUGUUUUGGGUUUUCGAAUUCAUCCUUUUUAUGGAUUUGAUUUUCAAGUAGUGUAGUCAACUGGUAUGUUUUAUUUAAAUAAAUAAAUUAUCAUUUAAAACAGCUCUCUGUGACAUGUUAUAGACUAAAAUCUGCAAAACUAGAAUCUGACCCCAACAUAGUUUGCCAAAAGCCAGACAGAUAAUGCCGACAAUAUACAUAUUUGCGGAUAACAUUAAAAAAAACCUUAAUUUCAGUAAAUUCCAUACUUCACGAUGAUGUAUAUUACAAGUUUCAUACAGAAAGUGAAUUCAAUGUUACCAGUUUUCGAGAAAACAAGUGAAAUUAAUGGAUCGGGGCUGCGCUUGUCUGGGCGUUGUAUCUCUGUGAUCUGAGCAGACAGCGCCUACCUCACUGCACACCAGAACUUGAGUAGACAGACUGAUUACUUCGAGAUAAUGCUAAUAUUUAGUAGACAAAAUACUUGGUAUUAUUUAUCACUGCCUCUGUUAUAGGAUUACUCUACUUGUAUCAGUUUUAUAUAAAAAAUCGGCUUACGUCCCUUGGAUAAAACUUAAACUUCGAUUAAGUACAUAUUUUAAAUUACUUACUUUAAUUAAUGAGAUACUGUUUACAAUACAAUAGUUACUAAGGUUUUUUUUGGCCACACAAUACUAUGUAAAUUGCUCUAAAGAUAUCGGAAGGUCAGAAUAAUCUUAAUGCUAAAUGGAGUAUUUACAUAAAAUUCAACAUCAAUGGUAGAAUGUCUUCAAUUAAUUAAUAUGAUUAGUAUCCAUAGUUUUUAAAAAAGGAUUUUUUUCUUACCUAUUUAAGUAACAAUGCGAUUUAUGUUUGCAAUAAAAACGUAAUUUGCAUAGCCGUGACGGCUGGCAAAUUAUACGGUGCCACUUUCAUUACACUGUUUACUGUCUUGUCACUGUUGACUCAUAAUAAAAUAUGAACAGUCAUAAUUGAUUUGCAAGUUUAGGAGGAAAUUAUAAUAAUAAUUACAUACUUGCAUUUAACUGUUGUCGCAUAUUUACCACAUACUAACAACAUCAACAAUUCUGGAUAUUGGUAAUCAUCCACUACGAAAUGUAGAGUAAUUACAAGCUGUUGUCUACGACAGUUAAUUGUGGUGGCACUAAUUAAUUCAUCCGAUUACGCACUCGUGCGUAUGCUUUGCGGUGAUGUCAACAAACCCUCAGUUUCCCGGUGCUCCUGUGCCCCACCACGUAGAAAGUGAAGGCGCCACCGUCUCCGGCAGCGACGCGCGCGCAUCUGACACACGCGGCUCGGCGACGGACCACGUCGAACGCCGCUCUUCAAAUACAUUCGAACUUCGAACUAAUUCUGUUACUUUUGAACUUGUGUCAGUGUUGCAAGCUGAAAAACCGUUACAAUGAAGAUUUUCGUUUUUCUUGCACUCGUGCUUUGCGCGUACGCGGCUGACGUGAAAGAGACAGAAAAAGCAGCGGAGCCUGCGAUAAACAAGGAGAAGAGACAAACACAAGGCGAACUUGUGCACACCCAUCUCGGAUACAGGACUGCUCGCAAACAGGAACAAGUUGCACCCGUUGAAGAGCCCCAAGACGACGAUAAAGGACUCAGUCGCUCCGAUAGUGAACAGUACCGUCCAGGCCAAGUGUUCUCCCUGAACGCUCAGGAACUGCUAGAGCUCCAGCCAGAGAGGAAGGCUCCGCUGUCAAGCAAUCAGCUGCUGCAGCAACUGUACAGCAGCCCGCAGCAGGAGCACAAGCAGAACCUCCAGCAGAUCUACUAUUUGGAACCACAGAGCGCACGUCAGGUAUCUUACCAACCAUCAUCUCAUGCUGUGAUCGCUCGUCCCGACUACUCUUCGAAUGGAGGUGAAGCCUCAGUCGGAGCCGCUUUAUCAGUUAGUGACUCAGGAUCGAACCCUGACCCUUACAACCAGGACCUACUGGCCUUACUUGGACAGCCCCCCGUGAGGCAAACGGAGGAACCCCGUCAGCAGCUUUAUUCCCAGCCCCAACAACAGCAUCUGCAGCAAGUACAACAGACAUCCAAUGUUCAAAGUGUUGCACCUCAAUAUCAGCAGGUGGACAGAUACAUUACCAAGCCAAGCAAGAAGUCGAAACUCCGAAACAAAGCUCAGAUCGCUCCUCCUCAGCCAUCUGCUGCUCCUCAGCAGUAUCUGAUUGAGACUACCAACGUUCAGCAGCAACAAUCACCCCUUUACCGUACGGCGCCUCAGCCCCAGCCUCAGGCACAGAGAGCACCACAAGCUUUACGUUACGUCACCUUCCAACAGAGUCCCGCUGUAUCACAGCAAGUGCUGUACGAACGUCCCGAAUCUCAAGGUUUGAAAGUAGUCCCAGCGCCGAAACUCCAACAGUUGCAACAACAACAACCUAGAGCUCAACUGAACUACAGACUGGUACCUCAAUACCAGCAGCAAGAGGCUACACCUAAGCAGUACAGGAUCAUCGAGGCACCACGACAAGCCAUCAGACAACAAGAACAUCGCCUUCCGAGCCAGAGUGUCGAACGUCCCAUUGCGUAUUUGAAACGUUUCCCCGAUCACGAGAAGAUGAGAUCUGUGAAAAUCUACGACCCAAUCUCCGAAGGAGUACCUCAACAGCCUGCUCAAAUUAUUGGUGAACAAUACUUCCUGCGUCCGUUGUACAGAGGUAUUGAACAACAACAGCAACAGCGUCCGAGAUACGAACAGCCAGCUCAGAAAUCCGACCAAUCCAGGGUUUUGGAACCAGCGAAACCACCACAGUCCUCUAUUUACGUGAGCAAGAACGUGGCUGCAGCUAGAAAGCAAGCGAGACCCCAACCAGCUUACCGAGAACAGCCGACGAGUGUUGAACAGGUGAACCUAGAACAGCAUGGCCAGAACUUAGACGAACAGAGAGCUCAACUUCCUCCUCCUAAGAACAACAAGGCGUAUACUCCUGAGGAGUUCGCAGCGUUGGUAGCAGCUGGCUACGCAGUUACCCCAGUUCCAGUCAGCGCACUGAACCUCCAAGAGGCGCAGUCCAGGUCAUCAGUAGAAUCUGUCACGAUGUACCCCAAACGACGAACCAUUUUAGCAAGCAGACGUCAUCAAUAUCUCCCUCUCCGAGGAGACGACGCGCCUUAGACAUACUCACCACGCUGUAAAUAGGUUAGCUAUAGAUAUGUAAAAUAAAUAGUGAUAUUCGUUUAA